AUGGUCGCCCUUCGAGGGAUAGUAUUUUAUAUAUCUCUGUUAUAUUGUAUAACUCCAGUUGUAUCACACAAGCGAUUUCAUGCUAGAAGGGCAGCAGGGCUAAAUGACUACUUCAUAGGCUUCCGAUUCGAUGAUGAGCCGAAAAGUGCAACGGUGACUGAUGGCCGUAUACUCCUGAACUGUCAAUACACUGUUGAAAGAGCUAAUAUUAAAGAUGUUCGGUUAGAAUGGAAAAAAGACGGAUCUUCGCUCAAUGUCAAAUCCAGUAGUAGGAUGCAACUUUUUUCAAAUGGCUCUUUGUCGAUACACGACGUUACUAUUAGUGACACUGGUUCCUACCGCUGUGUCGUGCAUGUGACUUCAAACGACGGUUUCACAUGGACCUACAUGAGUAGAAAAGCUGUGAUUGUAUUGCCGGACCUACCAAAGUUCGAAGCGCAACCAAUUGAUCGUCUUGUGGCAAAAGGUCAACCAGUCGUUUUCCAGUGUAUUACGCUCGCUAAACCACCUCCUACAGUAGUAUGGUAUCAUAAUAAUCAGCCGAUUUCUAGUGGAGCUGACUACAACGUUCUGCCCGUUUCGAGUUCUCUUGAAAUCCAAUCCGUGCAACCGCGGCACGAGGGGGAAUACAAAUGCGUUGUGGAAGGUGCAGGCAAACGAAGGACGAGUUUGAGUGGACGAUUACGUAUAGACAAUGGAUUUCCAUCACAAGAGCUCACCUUCCUUUCGGCUCCUCGGGUUCAAACUGCAAAAGAAGGAGAAGACAUUAUUCUCGAGUGUCUUGUUACAUCCCAAGGUUCUGCGGAAGUGCGAUGGCUGAAGGAUACCCGUCAGGUUGCCAUUGAUGGGGUAAGAGUGAGGCGUGUAGGAAUUUCUUCGCUGCUGCUCUCAAAUGUUAUGGGCUCUGAUUCUGGGCUCUACACUUGCAGAGCUAGUAACACGCAUGAUUCUCUCGAUCGCACCGUCGCCGUACAUGUUGCAGUCGAACCUCGCCUCACUGUGCGUCCUCAGAGUAAGGUAGCUUUAGAGACGGCUGAUGUUGAGUUCGAAUGCUUGUCAACUGGCAGUCCAAGUCCGACUGUAUCUUGGUUCAAGAAUGGCGAAACCAUCAUAGCUAGCGAUUACUUUGUUGUCGAACCAACUAAACUGCGAAUCCUUGGCCUUGUAAAAGCUGAUCAAGGCGUGUAUCAAUGUAUUGCGGAAAAUGACGCAGGCAGUGAUCAGGCAUUAGCACAACUUCUUGUGGAUAGCGCAGAUUCUUCAUCUGUUGCUGCUUCUUCGGGACAGCCGCUUGUUGCUUCUGCUCCGCUUGGAAUUAAAGUCGGGUCGUUAGGCAGCCGUUUUGUCAGCUUGGAUUGGGAUCCUCCGCUUGUGCGACAUGGACAUAUCAUGAGAUAUCACGUCUUUUACAAAGAAGAAGAUAGUGAUAGAGAGAGAAUGGUGAACUCUUCCUCUACUUCUGUGACAAUCACAUCUUUGCAACCUGAUACGCUUUAUUUGCUACGGGUAGCAGCCGAGAACGAAGCUGGAAUGGGUAAAAUCAGUGAUCACAUCAAAGUUACGACGAAAAAAGAACAGGCUGUACCAGGACGUGUCACGAAUUUGGUUGCACGUGCACUCGGUCCAGAGACGAUCGAAGUGAAAUGGGAUCCUCCGCAAGGCGGACCAUUGGCCCUUCGAUACAAACUCUUCUAUAUAAGAAACCCACCAGAACCUGACGACAAGGAGACUCAAACAAUAAUAUCCUCAACGGCAUACACUUUACAUGGCAUGGACAAGUUCACAGAAUACCUAAUACGUGUAGAAGCCGAAGGAGAAAACGGUAGCGGUCUGAGUAGUGCACCGCUGAAGGUGCGUACUUUGUCGGAUGUUCCUUCUUCUCCACCUCGAGAUAUUGUAGCUGAAACAGUGUCAAGUACGAGCGUUAGGAUCAGCUGGAGUGAGCCCGAUCCAGAUAGUACAAAUGGGGAGAUUACAGGAUAUAGGCUAAAGUACAAAACACGAGUUCGUGGAAGCAAAGGCAACACUUUCGUUCUGGAUGCCAGCGAAAGAGAGUACACAAUUACCGGGUUGGACGUGAACACCCAAUACCUUGUUCGAAUGGCAGUUGUCAACCAUAAUGGAACAGGACCGUACUCAGACUGGAUUCCUGUUGCCACUUCUCUUAUGGAUAAGGAGGAAGCGCUGCUUGGCGCUCCUCGUGAGCUCCGUCCUCAAGCGGGUCCCGACUACAUUUUGAUCUCCUGGCUUCCUCCAGCUGACGAAACUAUUCUCGUUAGGGGAUACCAGAUUGGUUGGGGUAACAAUGUCCCUGACGUUUCAAUGGAACGUGUUGGUCCCAAUGUCCUACAACAUAAAAUUACUGGGUUACGUCCUUCGAGAGAGUACGUUGUUUCCUUGCGCGCUUUCAACAAACAAGGCUCUGGUUUCCCAAUCUAUGAGACUGUCAAGACUCUAUCCCAUUCCUCAUCGUUGUAUUUGGACGGUUCUCUGUCUUCUGGGCCGUUAGUUACUCCUCUUGGCGUUCGCGCAGAGGCCCUUUCCGCAACGUCAAUCCGAGUCACAUGGACUGAAUCGGAUCCUAACGCUUUCAAUGUAAUGUACACAGUGAGAUACAGUACCAGUGCCGAUGGGAAUCAAGUUCGCUAUGUUAACGUAUCUGAAUCGUGGGUCACGAUAGAAGGACUACGUCCAGACACUGAAUACGAGUUUUCUGUACGGUCUCUGGCAGCAGGCGUAGGUCCCAGUCCAUGGAGUAUGGCUGCAAGAAACAAAACACAUGCCUCAGCUCCAUCAUCUGCACCACGUGAUCUUACUAUUCUUCCUGCUGCUUCUGGUGAUCCACAAGCAGUUUUGUUAAACUGGCAGCCACCAAAAUACUCCAAUGGAGAAGUAGAAGAGUAUCUCAUCUACUACACUGACCGAGUUAUGCAAGCUGACAAGGACUGGAGUAUUCACUACGUCCAAGGAGAUCGGUUAAGUCAUGAAAUUCGAAAUCUUCUGCCAAAAACCUCUUAUUACUUCAAAAUCCAAGCGCGGAAUGAGAAAGGGUAUGGACCUCUGUCUCCAGUCCAGACGUUCGCUCCUUUCGGAGGUUCUCGACCGGCAGGUGUCGUUGUUCCUUCUUCCGGGAAAGGAUCCAGCCUGCGUUGGAAUGAUUUACUGGCGUUAUUCACUUCUAAUCCGAUGUACAUAGCUGUAGUGGUGGCUUUCGGUGCUCUCGUUCUUCUCUGCAUUAUACUGGUGGCUGUAUGUAUUUUCAGGAGGGGCUCUAAGAACAAAAGUGGAUACACGGCAGGAAAAAAGACAAGCACACAACAACCAGGUGCCGAUCUGUGGAUCGAUCAUCCCAGCGGUAACCAUAUACGUGGAGGACCUUCGGACUACAUGGUGAAUGGUAUUGGAGCAUCUGUAGUGGAUAUGAAACAUCUAACUGGGCCGGAAGUUGUCGAAUCUCCUCCGCCAAGAUAUCAUGCAUUACAAGAUUCUACAUAUGGAUCAGUGUCCAUGCGUCAUACUCGAACACCGGCACGCCAUUCAAUAUCUUCUUAUGAUGAAGAGUUGCGACAUCUGGAACUCGAAGGUCGUCGCCCUGUCGUUGUCGGCCGAGCAAAGCCGAUUCUAGCCUCUGUUGUCGGCUACGGUCCUCCUUCUGAAGAAAGCCAGGGAACUUUGUCACGAAGUUAUCACCACUCGCAAUCGAGUCUUGAGGGGCAAAGACAGCGAACACCACAGGUUGUCUAUACAGGCAGUGGAAGGCAUCAGCCAAUCGCCAAAAUAGAAUUCGGAGAGUCACCGUACGGAUCAACUUCGGCGUUAGCUUCUGGGACACCUCCUGUGCCAAUGCAAGCACCACCACCUGGACCCCCCUCUGUGGUUGAUGGAUACCGAACACUUCGUGUAGGAACAAAUUCAGGUCAACAAAGUCAGGGCGCUCUAAGGUCGUUUACACAAUUAGCUGGCACGCCUCCACCUCCUACGAAUAACCAAGCGUUGCCUCAACAGCAAAUCCGACCAAUAGUUGUAGCGGCCGGUGGUAGACAGUUGCCUGUUGGAAGGGCAACUGCACAACCGAGAGUGAAUGUAACUAACAUAUACAGUCCAUACGCAUCUUGUUCGUCCGAUACAGAGAUGGAAAAGAAGCACGCUCAAGCUGAUGCGGAGCCUCCUGAUAGUUCAGGAACUCUACGGCCUUCAAACUCAACAGAAGAAUUGAACGCGCAAAUGGAGAACUUGGAUACGAUGAUUGAUGAUCUACAGGCGCUUCAACAUGAAUUUGGAGUAGUGUCUUGA
Molecule: messenger RNA, 4293 nt
Organism: Necator americanus (New World hookworm)
Lineage: Eukaryota; Metazoa; Nematoda; Chromadorea; Rhabditida; Ancylostomatidae
Exons: 33
Coding region: 1-4293 (1430 amino acids)
Biological process (GO): cell-cell adhesion
Molecular function (GO): protein binding
Source: RefSeq, a predicted model, not a curated record